Molecule: messenger RNA, 870 nt
Organism: Apiotrichum porosum
Lineage: Eukaryota; Fungi; Basidiomycota; Tremellomycetes; Trichosporonales; Trichosporonaceae
Exons: 3
Coding region: 1-870 (289 amino acids)
Source: RefSeq, a predicted model, not a curated record
AUGGCGCUAGGCAAGGCCAACUCGAGCCAGAGAAAGGACGGCAAAGACCGCCCGGCCCCAUCAUGGGACUAUCCAGAGUGGAAGGAGCGCUACGACUUUGCCGUCGCCCAGCGGCCCAAGAAGGGCACAGAGCGCAAGAUGGCCAUCCUCACCAACAUUAUCGAGAGCCGGCCCAUGUUCAGUCUCUUUUCGGGCAAGGAGCGAUACUUUUUCACGCAGUUCAACUGGACAGACGACGACGGGCGCGAUAGGACAACAUCCCGCGACGACGUUGUCAAGACGUUUCUCACGUUCCUCGCGCACUGGGUGCCCGUAGAACGUCUGAGCCUCGACCUGUGGUUCCUGCUGCAAGAGGACCGCGUCGAGGCCCUCCAACACCGGCCAAUCUACGCCGAGGCCAAGGAGAUGCUCAAGCUGCUGGACGGGCCCAACAAAAAGCUCCACCACCUGUGCGGCGGGUACGGUAUCAAGCUCGACUUUCUCGCCGACUGCGAGGAGCAGUGCCGCAUCCCCUCCAAAUGGCGCAAGCACGAGGGCCCAUACGACAUUGCCACGCUGCGCGAGCAGCCGCACGUCCGCCUCGUCCGCCACGAGGGCACCAUCACAGACUAUCCCUUCCGCGUCGCCGAGGAGCUCAAGCGGACCGGCUGGCCAAGGGACCCGGAGCACGACGCCCUCAUCGCCGAGGCGAGGCGUGUCCGCGACCAGCUCGCCACUGCUGCGGGGCUCACACCGCACUCGACGGUCAACCUCUUGAAACAGAACGGCAAUGGCAUCGGUAAUGGCAACGGCCGCCUGGGUCCCAUGAAGGGCGGGUCUCUCUCGACCAUCUCCCAGCAGUCGUCUGGCAGCCUGCUCAGUGGCCACUAG